AUGCCGGAAUUAGCCAGACGUUGCGGGCAGUCUGAGCCGCACCGCUCUGCAUUUAGUAAACCCCUGUAUUGCCCAAUCACAUCGUCCGAUUCUGUUAUUUACAUCAUGGCUGCCGGUAGAAAGCAGGAUGCUAUGGAUACUGAAAGUGACAAUAAUAUUCAAGCAUGGAAACGCAAGACAGAAAAAGCAAAGAAAUCGGAUAUCCUAAAAGAACUCAACAAAUUACGAGUACAAAUUGUUGCCCUUGACAGAGAAAAAUCAACUCAUCUUUACAGCAAGAGAAAUGAUUUUCGACAAGAUUUUCUCCCGCUUCAAGAAAUGGAAACAAAGGCAACAGAGAGUAGGAAAUCAGAGCAAAUUAAAUUAAAACAGCAGCUUGAGAAGAUCAGCCACAUGGUAAAGAGAUUCCAUACAGAACUGAAGGAUGUAAAGCCCACACCAGAGUUCGUAGAAAAGCUGAAAAUUAUCAUGGAAGAAAUAGAAAGCACAAUCAAUGCUUUUAAGGAGCAACAGAGAAAACAAUAUGAGGAGUUGAUGAGAGAAGAAAGGACAACUACGCAGGAGAUUCUGGCUCUGGAGAAGAAGUUUGAAGCAUGGUCUCAGAUGGGGGACGAUCUACCAUCAGCGAGAAAGGCUGCGCCCUCUGCCCCAUUAACUAGUGCUCGAGACAUCACCAAGGAUCUCCCUCCUGAGGUUGCUGCAUUCGAAAAAUUUCUUGAGCAGACAGGAGGCAUACGAGGAGGAUGGGAUGAAUAUGAUCAUCAGACUUUCCUUAAGUUUAGACAUAGAAACAAGGGUCGGCCAGCUUUCUUACAUCAAUGUCUUAUAGCCAUUCCAACUCGUACCGAGGAAGAAAUUACGAAUCAUGAAGACUGGUACCAAACCUACCUUGACAUGAACGAGAGUAAAAAAGAGAGUAUACGCAAGUGGAAAGACAGAAAACAGAGAGAGAAAGACGACCUAGUAUCUCUUGCUGAUGACAGCCUCAAUAACAAAAAGAAGAGAGAGGAGGAGAAACAGCAAGCCAUUAAAGAGAGAAUGGAAAAUGAGAAAAUGGAAAGAUUUUCAAAACUGAACGCCUGGAAGGUUCAGAAAGAAAUUGAGAGGGCAGAAGCAGAAGAAAAAUCAUUGAAAGAACAGCUUGAAAAAUCCAAGAAAAAUGAUGAUUUCAAAAAAAGACAGACAGAGAUGAAAGCCCAGGUGGAGGAAUUCAGGAAAAAGCGAGAAGAAGAAGAGGAGUUUGUAAGGAUUCAACAGGAGGAGUGGGAAAGAGAACAGAAAGAAAGACAGAAGCAGAUCUCAGCCAGAGAAAUAUCCAGGUUUAGGCAGAGGGAUCAGAAAUCUUUACAUGAGAAAUUAAAGAAGGAUAAAGUCAAAGAAGAAGAGCAAAAGGAAAAAGAAAAGCGAUUAGCACGAUUAAAAAGUCAGGUGGAAGUAGAAGUGGAUCGGGACCCAAACCGACUUCUACAACCAACUGCAGGUUGGAAAUCCAGGACCAAGGAGAUCGGUCCGAGUGGUUCAGGGCAGGUGAUGCACAUGCAACACAGAGCUGUUCCCUCCUGGAGACAAGGUUUACAUUAAUAAUGGCUACACACCUCUGGAGUGUAAGGACCAAAAUGUAUGAACGUUUGAAAAACAAAUUCCUGUGAUAUAAAUUUUAUUAUUCCUCUUUCUGAAUAAAUA
Ylistrum balloti is the source of this 1683-nucleotide messenger RNA. Its product is annotated as coiled-coil domain-containing protein 112-like. Bases 1 to 1581 code for a protein of 526 amino acids. The record is from RefSeq and is a predicted model, not a curated record. NCBI's taxonomy places the organism in Eukaryota, Metazoa, Mollusca, Bivalvia, Pectinida, Pectinidae. The transcript has 14 exons.